UCCAGCUCUGGCAAAGGUUGGUCCACGAGAGUUGCUGAAGUGCUACGGGCGCCGGCUCCACCUGGACCAGAGCGGAAAGGAAUAGGGACGGCGGAGAUGGAACGCUCCGUGGAAGGCUGCAUGGCGAGCGCACUGUUCGCGGGGUUCCGGGCCUUAGGGCUUUUUAGUAACGACAUCCCGCACGUGGUGCGGUUCAGCUCGCUGAAGCGCCGAUUCUACGUGACGACCUGCGUGGGCAAGAGCUUCCACACGUAUGACGUUCAGAAACUUAGUCUGGUUUCAGUAAGUAACUCUGUUCCACAGGAUAUCUGCUGUAUGGCAGCUGAUGGAAGACUAGUCUUUGCUGCUUAUGGGAAUAUUUUUUCUGCAUUUGCCCGUAAUAAAGAGAUAGUACAUACCUUUAAGGGUCAUAAGGCAGAUAUUCAUCUUUUGCAACCUUUUGGGGAUCACAUUAUCUCUGUUGAUGCUGACAGCGUUCUUAUUAUUUGGCACAUAUAUUCAGAAGAAGAGUACCUUCAGUUGACUUUUGAUAAAUCAGUUUUUAAAAUUUCUGCAAUUUUGCAUCCAAGUACCUACUUGAACAAAAUACUUCUGGGCAGUGAACAAGGAAGCCUGCAAUUGUGGAAUGUAAAAUCCAAUAAGCUUCUGUAUACAUUUCCAGGAUGGAAAGUUGGAGUGACUGCUCUUCAGCAGGCACCAGCUGUGGAUGUUGUUGCUGUUGGUCUCAUGUCAGGUCAGGUUAUUAUUCACAAUAUUAAGUUUGAUGAAACAUUAAUGAAGUUUCGUCAAGACUGGGGACCCAUUACUUCAAUUUCAUUUCGCACAGAUGGUCAUCCAAUAAUGGCAGCUGGAAGCCCCUGUGGCCAUAUUGGACUUUGGGACCUAGAAGAUAAAAAAUUAAUCAGUCAAAUGAGAAAUGCACAAUCUACAGCAAUUGCCGGACUGACAUUUCUCCAUAGAGAGCCUCUUCUUGUCACAAAUGGUGCUGAUAAUGCUCUCAGGAUAUGGAUAUUUGAUGGUCCCACAGGUGAAGGCCGACUUUUGAGAUUCAGAAUGGGACAUAGUGCUCCUCUUACCAGGAUCAGAUACUAUGGACAAAAUGGACAACAAAUUCUAAGUGCAAGUCAAGAUGGAACUCUUCAAUCAUUUUCCACAAUACAUGAAAAAUUCAACAAGAGCUUGGGACAUGGUUUAAUUAACAAAAAGAGAGUCAAACGUAAAGGACUUCAGAAUACCAUGUCAGUAAGACUUCCACCUAUCACAAAGUUUGCAGCUGAGGAAGCUCGUGAGAGUGACUGGGAUGGUAUCAUUGCUUGCCAUCAAGGUAAGCUAUCUUGCUCAACCUGGAAUUAUCAAAGAUCUACAAUAGGUGCUUACUUUCUAAAACCAAAAGAAUUGAAGACAGAUGACAUCACUGCAACAGCAGUGGAUAUAACUUCUUGUGGAAACUUUGCCAUAAUUGGUCUCUCAUCAGGAACUGUAGAUGUAUAUAAUAUGCAGUCUGGUAUUCAUCGGGGAAGUUUUGGCAAGGAUCAAGCUCAUAAGGGAUCUAUUAGAGGUGUUGCAGUGGAUGGAUUAAAUCAGUUGAUAAUUACAGCUGGUAGUGAAGGAUUGCUCAAAUUCUGGAACUUUAAAAACAAAAGUUUAAUCCAUUCUAUGAGCCUUGAUUCAUCUCCAAAUAUGAUGCUGCUACAUAGGGACAGUGGCAUUCUGGGACUUGCCUUGGAUGACUUCUCCAUUAGUGUUCUGGACAUAGAAACUAGGAAGAUUGUGAGAGAGUUUUCUGGACACCAAGGCCAAAUAAAUGACAUGGCUUUCAGUCCUGAUGGUCGUUGGUUAAUAAGUGCUGCAAUGGAUUGCUCUAUUAGGACUUGGGACCUUCCAUCUGGUUGCCUCAUAGACUGCUUUUUGUUGGACUCAGCUCCUCUCAAUGUUACUAUGUCCCCUACUGGAGACUUUCUAGCCACUUCCCACGUGGACCACCUUGGAAUUUAUUUAUGGUCUAAUAUUUCCCUGUAUUCAGUUGUCUCAUUACGGCCACUUCCUACAGAUUAUGUUCCUUCAGUAGUAAUGCUUCCUGGUACUUGUCAAACCCAAGAUAUAGACAUACCAGAAGAAAAUGUAGAACCAAGUGAUGAAAUGAUAGAGUAUGAUUCACCAGAACAGUUGAAUGAGCAGUUGGUGACUCUCUCACUUCUCCCUGAAUCACGGUGGAAAAACCUUCUUAAUCUGGAUGUUAUUAAGAAAAAGAAUAAACCAAAGGAACCACCCAAAGUACCCAAAUCAGCACCAUUUUUUAUUCCAACAGUCCCUGGCCUUGUACCCAGAUAUGCUACAUCUGAACAAAAUAAUGAUCCCCAGCAGUCUAAAGUGGUAAAUCUUGGAAUUUUGGCUCAAAAAUCAGAUUUCUGCUUGAAACUUGAAGAAGGACUGAUAAAUAAUAAGUAUGAAGCCCCCCUCAAUCUUCUGAAAGAAAUGGGCCCAUCAGGAAUUGAAACAGAGCUACGGAAUUUGUCUCCUGACUGUGGUGGAUCUAUAGAAGUCAUGCAGAGUUUCUUGAAAAUGAUUGAGAUGAUGUUGGACAGAAAGCGUGAUUUUGAGUUAGCCCAGGCAUACCUUGCAUUGUUUCUAAAGUUACACCUUAAAAUACUUCCUUCAGAACCAGUACUCCUAGAAGAAAUGACAAAGUUGUCAUCACAAGUGGAAGAAAGCUGGAUUAAUUUACAAUCACUCUUCAAUCAAAGCAUGUGUGUUUUAAAUUAUAUCAAAAGUGCUUUGUUAUAAAAAAUAACCUUAAGUGAUUAAAGAAAGCAAAGACAUUUAUUAAAUGGGUUCAGUGUGAAAAAAGUACAGCACUAGAUGAAAAGUAAAUAAUUCCCUGCUUUAAAUGCUAAAUACUUUCUUGAAAUAAAAUUUCCCCUACUUUUGUUUUGAAAACCUUAAAAAUCUUGGAUACUUGUAUGACUUUUUGAAUAGUCAUUAGCAGCUUAUGCUUUUUGAACAUUUCAUAUAACAGGUAUUACAUGUUUAAUGUGAAAUAAAACAAAGAUGUCAAUUAUAAGGGAUCUAUAAUAUAGUUAUAAAAAUGCCCUUGUGAAGAAAAAAGGAAUGUUUCCUUCCUUGGAUUUUUAUGAAACCUGAAUCAUUGGCUCUUAUUGCUGAAGGCAUAUCAGACAUCUUCUAGUACAGCCUUCUUUAUGUGGUUAAAGAAGAAUGAGGGUGAGGUCUGCCGGGAUCUAAGUGAUGAAUCUGAGUUUCUCACACAGGCCUAGUGCUUUCUCCAUUGUCGCAUCAUGAAGGAACUUAUUCUUGGAUCAGAAAUAUCAUGGGCACUUGCCCAAAGCAAAUUGCUGUAGGAAAAGACUGGAUGGAUACCCAGAAUAGGAAAGGGAAAUUCCAAUUUCUAUCGAAGGUUGUCUGUCCUUCAGAGAUUUUCCUUCUUCAUGGAUGACUUGCUUUAUUGGGGAACUGACUACUUUUCUCUCUCAACUAUUGCAAAUCCUGGAAGAUCUGGCAGUUUUCUCCUUCCUCAUUAUCUUUUUCCUUUUUAUGUUUUAGUACUUGAGCCAUACAUGAGUUAAAAAUAAGCAACUCUUAAAAGCAUAGUGUUCUAAAAAAUUACUUUUAAUUUAUAUACUCAAGUAGAUCAUUCCUGAAAUGCAGCUGGUUAGAUUUAGACACCAGUAACAUUCUUGUUAAAUAUUAGAGAGUUUUAUAGACUAAUCUCCCUGCAAAAAGUAGUCCUUAAAAGAAGUUGUCUAAGAAGGAAUUUAAUGUUAAAGUGUUUUUAUUUAAUAAUGUAGAAUUAGUAUACUAGGGAAGUAAGCUGAUUGGUUUGUGUUAAGUUUUGGUUAUCUUUUCAUAUGCAUAUCAGUUUAUUAAAGCCACUAACUGAAAUAUUAGUGGCAAUUUAAGUUAUCUUUAAAAACUGUCCUGAAUAUGAUUCCCUCUGUCCUAAAUAUGAUUAUUCUAGACAUGGCAGAAAUCCAAUAUACAAUCAUAUAACUUGUAAAGAAUGUAAAUAGCUAAAACAAAUGGUAAUAACGAUCAACAGAAAUCCUGUUUUAUACAUCAUGAACUGAAUUUUUUUAUAUUUUCAAAUGAGAGUACUGAGUUGAAUGUGUUAUUUUUAUUGGAGAUACCCACAUUACUUUGGCAGAUAACCUUCUAGAAUCUUUCCUAUGCAUUUGCCAUCAAAGAAAGGAGGGGAAGAGAAAUACAAAGUAUAAUUUGGUGUGUAUUUAAAAAAAAAAAACUCAGUCUGUGUAUAUUGCUUUAUCUUUAAAUUUUAAAUUAGACAUAAUAAAUGACUUUUACUUUUAAAAAUAUCAUGCACAUCUUUUUUGACAACUCUUCAAUCUCCACAUGUCACCACAGGAAAUAAAUGUCUUACUUUUGUUUUUUUACAUGAAGAUCAUUAUAUCAUUCUGCAACUUGCUUUUAAAACUUGUUUGUUUUUUUUUUAUUUUAGUACAUUCUCAUUUAACUAAUAUCUUUAUUUUGCAUCAUGUCCCACAAUCUGUUCAGGCUAAAAUGGACACUUAGGUAAUCCUCCUUCCUAAUUCUAAACAGAGUUGAAGUGAACAUCAUUUUAUGAGUCUUUAUGUGAAUAUAAGAAUUUCUCUGUAGUAAUAAUUGCUUAGAAUUUGAAUUGCUGGGCCAAAGGAUAAGCAUUUUUAAUUUAAAGAGAUACUUCCAUCCAGUUGGUUUCCAAAAUGACUAUCUUGUUUACAGUUCCCCUCAGCUAAGAAUGAGCAGCUAUUUCCUCUUGUCAUGGAACUCUUAAAUCCUUAUAAUUUUAUUAACCUAAUGAAUGCAAAAACUUUUAAUUCAGAAAUUUCUCACUGGUAAGGAUUAGCAUCUUUCUUUUCAUAUUUUAGACCAUAUUUUUGUGUUAUCUUUUCUGCUCAUUUUUUUUAAUUGAAUGAUCUGUCUUUUUAUCUCAUGGAUUUGGUUAAGUUUUUAUAAAAUGUACAUAUUAAUCUAUAUCUGUUGCCAGUGGUCUUUCCCAGCUGACUGAUUGUCUUUGACCUUUCUUAGGAUUUCCUUUUCUUAUAAAGGUUUCAUGUUUUUAUAUAGCCAAAUUGAUAGAUUUUGUCUUAUUCUAAGACACAAAGCAAAUACUGUGUUCUAAGAUAUUAAUGUUUUUUUAUAUUUGUUCAUUUUGCAGUUAUGUGUAUUUUCUUCUGCAGUGUGCACCUGUGUGAGUUGUUAAUGUCUAGAUACUUACCUGUAUUGGUUUGUGUGACCAAAGUAAGGUAUAGAUAUGCCUUAAUUCAAAUGUAUUCAAAAUAAAAUUAUUGAAAAUUAAUUCUGUUGUCUCUGAUUUGAAAUUCUGCUUCAUUAAAUGUACUAAAAUCUCUUACUGAGUUAUUUUAUAGUUUUAAUAAAUAAUACA
Molecule: messenger RNA, 5398 nt
Organism: Sciurus carolinensis (gray squirrel)
Lineage: Eukaryota; Metazoa; Chordata; Mammalia; Rodentia; Sciuridae
Gene: Wdr36
Product: WD repeat domain 36
Exons: 23
Coding region: 97-2784 (895 amino acids)
Biological process (GO): rRNA processing
Cellular component (GO): Pwp2p-containing subcomplex of 90S preribosome; small-subunit processome
Molecular function (GO): protein binding
Source: RefSeq, a predicted model, not a curated record